GAAGAGAGCGGGAGGAAGAUGGCUACUACCAAGCGAGUGCUGUACGUGGGUGGACUUGCAGAGGAGGUGGAUGACAAAGUUCUUCAUGCUGCUUUUAUCCCUUUUGGAGACAUCACAGAUAUCCAGAUUCCUCUGGAUUAUGAAACAGAAAAGCACCGAGGAUUUGCUUUUGUUGAAUUUGAGUUGGCAGAGGAUGCUGCAGCAGCUAUCGACAACAUGAAUGAAUCUGAGCUCUUUGGACGGACAAUUCGUGUCAAUUUGGCAAAACCCAUGAGGAUUAAGGAAGGCUCUUCCAGACCAGUUUGGUCCGAUGACGACUGGUUGAAGAAGUUUUCUGGGAAGACUCUUGAGGAAAAUAGAGAGGAAGAAGGGCCAGAGCCUCCCAAAGUGGAAACCCAGGAGGGAGAGCCCGCUGUAAAAAAGGCCCGGUCAAACCCUCAGGUGUACAUGGACAUCAAGAUCGGGAACAAGCCAGCAGGCCGCAUCCAGAUGCUCCUGCGUUCAGACAUCGUUCCCAUGACAGCAGAGAAUUUCCGCUGCCUGUGCACCCAUGAGAAGGGCUUUGGCUUCAAGGGCAGCAGCUUCCACCGCAUCAUCCCCCAGUUCAUGUGCCAGGGCGGCGAUUUCACCAACCACAAUGGCACUGGGGGCAAGUCCAUCUACGGGAAGAAGUUUGACGAUGAAAACUUUAUUCUCAAACACACGGGAACAGGCCUGCUCUCCAUGGCCAACUCUGGCCCAAACACCAAUGGUUCCCAGUUCUUCCUGACAUGUGACAAGACGGAUUGGCUGGAUGGCAAGCACGUGGUAUUUGGGGAGAUCACGGAAGGCCUGGAUGUCUUGCGGCAGAUUGAGGCCCAGGGCAGCAAGGACGGGAAACCCAAGCAGAAGGUCAUCAUCUCCGACUGUGGGGAGUACAUGUGAGAGGGCAGCUGUCAGC
This is a messenger RNA of Lipotes vexillifer (Yangtze River dolphin), 940 nucleotides long. It is a transcript of the gene PPIE, whose product is annotated as peptidylprolyl isomerase E. Lineage: Eukaryota; Metazoa; Chordata; Mammalia; Artiodactyla; Lipotidae. Gene Ontology annotation, cellular component: cytoplasm; mitochondrion. Gene Ontology annotation, molecular function: peptidyl-prolyl cis-trans isomerase activity; cyclosporin A binding; RNA binding. The coding region runs from base 19 to 924 and encodes 301 amino acids. Gene Ontology annotation, biological process: protein peptidyl-prolyl isomerization; protein folding. The transcript has 10 exons. The record is from RefSeq and is a predicted model, not a curated record.